Molecule: messenger RNA, 2940 nt
Organism: Lasiodiplodia theobromae
Lineage: Eukaryota; Fungi; Ascomycota; Dothideomycetes; Botryosphaeriales; Botryosphaeriaceae
Product: Phenol 2-monooxygenase
Exons: 8
Coding region: 1-2940 (979 amino acids)
Molecular function (GO): FAD binding; zinc ion binding
Source: RefSeq, a predicted model, not a curated record
AUGGCGGAUCCAUCUUCUUCGCAAGACGGGGAACAGCAGAGCUAUACCAGCAUGUCUGUUGGCGACGUGGAAGCUAUCGGCGCUCACUGCCAGUUUGCGUUCUGCCACCAGCUGGACUUCCUUCCCUUCCGCUGCGAGAGCUGUAGAGGGACCUAUUGCCUGGAUCACCGAACAGAGACGGCGCACAAGUGCACCAAGGCUGGCGCAUGGGCACGCGCACGUCGCGAAGCCUCGUCCACCCCGUCAUCGAACUCGUCGACCCCGAAGCCCAACAUUCUCACGCACGAACAACAAUGCUCCUCGCCCGUUUGCAAGACGCUCGUCAAUACCUCGCUCAACCCCGGCGUACACUGCCCCAACUGCAACCGCCAAUACUGUUUAAAACACCGCAUGCGGGAGGAUCAUGACUGCGCGAAGCUGACGCCGUUGGGCGCCAAACCAUCGUCACAGAAAGAGCGCGGGCUUGCGGCGCUGGAGAAACUCAAGGCGUGGGGCUUAAGCAAGAAGGCGGCAGCUACGGAAACAUCAAAUGCAGUCAAGGCGAAGCCACUGCUCAGCCGAAGUGGCAACUCGCCGGCGGCGCGCGCAGCCGCCAUCAACAACCUCAAGAAGACGGCCAAGGGGGACGCCAAGCUUCCACCGGAAAAGCGGGUGUACUUGCAUGUGGAGGCCUCGGCCGAUACGACAACAGCCAAGCACCCCACCGGCGCUUUCUUCUACAGCACUGAGUGGAGUGUCGGCCGAGUGCUGGACAUGGCUGCGAAAGCGCUGCAGGUUGAGAAUGUGAAUAAUAGAGGAGACGGGGAGGAGAACAAACUACGCGUCUUCCACGUUGAGGGUGGAAAGCUGUUAGACUUCAGCGAUAAGAUCGGUGCUUCCUGUCAAACAGGAAACACCAUAGUGCUGUUGAGGGGCGUUGGACCACCGGUGCCGGAUCUGAUUCAGGCGGUUUUUCUCAUCGUGGGCGCCGGCCCUGCCGGUCUCCUGACGGCGGCCUGGAUGGCGCGUUGCGGCAUCAAUGUUCGCAUCGUUGACAAACGGGGUACUAAGAUCUUCGCCGGUCAAGCUGACGGCUUGCAAUGCCGUAGCCUGGAGAUCUUCGACAGCUUCGGGUUCGCGCACCGGGCAUGGCUGGAAGCCAACCACAUGCUAGAGGUAUGCAUGUGGAACCCAGACGAAAAGGGCGUUAUCCGGCGCUCCGACAGGGUGCCGGACACGCCGCCGGGCAUCUCGCGCUUCACCGAGUGCGUGCUGCAUCAGGGUCGGAUCGAGCGCUUCUUCCUGGACCACAUGAAGGAGCACUCGAAUAUCGAAGUUGAGCGCGGCGUCCUUCCCGAGUCGUUGGAGAUUGACGAAUCUCUAGUUGAGGAUAACUCAGCUUACCCCAUCACGGUGAAGUUGCGUCACUUAUCUGACGAGGAGGCCACUCCUGCACAAUCGUUGGCCUCAAACGGCUCGGGGGUCUCGAACGGGUUGUUUAGGAGCAAUUUGUCGCCAGACGACACGGAUGAUUUGCUGCGGAAGAGUUCGGGAAGGGAGGGUUCUUCCGAGAUAUUGAGGACCAAGUAUAUGGUUGGCUGCGACGGUGCCCACAGCUGGACCAGGAGGCAAUUGGGCUUUGAGCUGGAAGGAGAAGCAACUGACUACAUUUGGGGUGUUCUCGACGUUGUUCCCAUCACCGAUUUCCCUGAUAUUAGGAACCGCUGCAUCAUCCACAGCGCCAACGAGGGAAGCCUGAUGGUCAUUCCACGGGAAAGGGGCAUCGUUCGACUGUACAUUCAGCUCAAAGAAGUUGUCCCUGACGCAAGUGGAAGGGCGGACAGGUCGAAGAUUACUCCAGAGCUUAUCAUCAAGGCUGCACAAAGGAUCAUCAGCCCUUACAAGCUGACUUACGACUACUGCGAAUGGUGGACGGGCUAUCAAAUUGGACAGCGAGUUGGCAAGAAUUUUGAUCUCCAUCAACGCGUCUUCCUUGCCGGUGAUGCUGUCCACACGCACAGCCCCAAGGCGGGUCAGGGGAUGAAUGUCUCCAUGGCGGAUGCGUACAACCUUGGCUGGAAAAUCGCAUCUGUUGUAAAGGGUCGCUCACCCCGCUCGAUCCUCAAGACUUACCAAUCCGAGCGCCGGCGCAUCGCCCAGGACCUUAUCGACUUUGAUCACAAGUUCUCCCGUCUCUUCAGUGGCAGGCCUGCCAAGGACAUCCUCGACACGGAAGGAAUCAGCAUGGAAGAAUUCAAAGAGACGUUCCGCACGGCACACAUGUUUACCAGCGGCCUCAGCGUGGACUAUGGCGCCUCGAUGCUCAUCGCCAAAGCUGGCAGCGCCGUGGAGCAGGGCGACGGUUCCGACGUAUCAGCGAGCCAAACGGGGACCAAGCAGGUAGUCGGCAAGCAGCAACUGGCAACCAACGUGCCCCUCGGCAAGCGCUUCCCAAGCUUCAAAGUGCUCAAUCAGUCCGACUCGCGGCCCUGGCACCUGGCAGAACGGCUUCCGGCAGACGGGCGGUUCCGCAUCAUCCUCUUUGCGGGCAACGUACUGUCUGCCCCGCAGAAGGAGCGUAUCGACAAGUUCUGCGCCGCGCUGGAUGCACCGGGCUCGUGGCUGCGUCGCGUCACGCCGGCGGACCAGAAGAUCGACUCGGUCGUGGAAAUCCUGACGGUGCAUAGCAUGCCGCGCAGGGAUGUAGAACUGCUGCGGGAUUUCCCGGAGUUGCUGCACCCAUUUGACGAGAAAAGAGGUUGGGACUACAUGAAAGUGUACGUGGACGAUGAGAGCUAUCAUGAGGGGCACGGGCAUGCGUACGAGAACUACGGGGUGGAUGCGGAGAGGGGGUGCGUAGUGGCGCUGAGGCCAGAUCAGUAUGUUGGUUACAUUGGGGAGCUGGAGGACGUGGAUGAGCUGGCGACGUAUUUCGGGGGGUGCCUGCUUGAUGCGCAGUAA